AUGUUGGGUUGUAAACUGGCAAGUUCUCUUAUUGAGCAGAAUCAUAAGCUUGGAGAGGAUUGUGGUCCUUCCCUUAUUGAUGCAGGGAAAUACCAGAGGCUAGUGGAGAAACUGAUUUAUUUAUCUCUGACUCACCCAGACAUUUCUUAUGCAGUGAGAGUAGUGAGUCAAUUUAUGUAUACACCCAAAAGUGGGCACUUGGAUGCUAUGUACCGUAUCCUCAUAUACUUGAAGUCCUCUCCAGGAAAAGGCCUUUUGUAUGCCAGGAAUAAUCACUUGAGGAUAGAAGGCUAUUCAGAUGCUGAAUGGGCUGGAUCCAUUUCUGAUAGGAGAUCUACAUCUAGUUAUUGCACAUUUGUGGGUGGUAACCUGGUCACAUGGAGAAGCAAGAAACAGCCGAUUGUAGCUAGAUCCAAUGCAAAGGCUGAGUACAGAGCAAUGGCUCAUGCUAUUUGUGAGCUCACUUAG
Molecule: messenger RNA, 468 nt
Organism: Macadamia integrifolia
Lineage: Eukaryota; Viridiplantae; Streptophyta; Magnoliopsida; Proteales; Proteaceae
Exons: 1
Coding region: 1-468 (155 amino acids)
Source: RefSeq, a predicted model, not a curated record